AUGCUGCUUUAUAUCAUUUACUUCAAUUCAAAUGGUUCUCAUUGAUCAACUGCCUUAUCCUAGCCCUGGUGUUGAUCGUCUUCACUUCCCUCAAUAAUUCACAAAUUCGUACUCUCUCUCUCUCUCUCAUACAGUGCAGUCUUGAGCAAAAGGUGCCCACUAUCUUCUGCUGUUUAUGCCUUUAGAGUUACUAUGCCAGAGAAAAAGAAAUAAUAUACCAUGAAUGAUAAUCCAUGACUUAUUCUGUGGUCUCUUUGAGCUUUUUGGAAGCCUAUUUAGAGUCCCGAGGUUCACUUGGAUUGCAGUUCUAGAUCACGAUCGAAGAUGACCCAGAGUUGAGAGUCAAAAGAACUACAAAGAGGUCCUCCACUGUAGUCUGCAUUAUCAAUUGUCGAACUCAGCCAAACCAAAUGGAAGCAAAAAAUACUCAUUUCAUGGAAAGAGUAAAUUCUACUUCUGUUUCUCCGCUGCAAAAAACUUCCCACCAUGAUGAACUCUUCAUGCAGCAGAGGUUGCUCUUUUCAGAUAGUCUCAAGGAAUUGAAAAAUCUGAGGAAACAGUUGUACUCAGCAGCAGAGCAUUUUGAAGUAUCGUACAGCAAAGAAGAUCAGAAACACAUAGUGGUGGAUACCUGUCAAGAUUAUGCCAUUAAAGCUUUAGUCAAUACAGUGGACCACUUGGGUUCUGUGGCAUUUAAGAUAAAUGGACUUUUGGAUGGAAAGAUCUGCGAACUAUCAGGAACUGAGCUUAGGUUCUCUUGCAUUGAACAGAGACUUCGAACUUGCCAAUACUUCAUUGAUCGCGCGGGCCUUUUUCAACAAUCAAUGGCUCUAAAAUUUCCCAAGCAUCAUAAGCAGUACAUUAUACCAGCUAGGACAACCAUGGAUGCUGUUGGCCAGUCUCAACCAAUAUAUCACAAUGCUAAAGAAGACUUAUGUCAGUUCAAAAGUGUUGUUCGAGCAACACCGAGUGAAACCUCUCCAGCAGUAGUCAGAAAAGGGCACUCUGCACUGUGUUCUGCUCAAUCCUCCUCAAGAUCUGGAGCUUUUCAGUUCACAAAAGCUGCAUCAAAGAAAGCACUGGAGAAACGAGCAGUCUCACCACAUCGAUUUCCAUUCAUACGUUCUGGUUCUCUUGCUAACAGAUUAACUACUAUAAACUCUUCCACAGACAGACCACGGCACCCAUCAGAGCCCCGGCGACCAGUUUCAUCGUUUAUUCAUGUUGAAAGAGAGGGGACAAAAGAAAUUACAAAACAUUCAGGCAAAAGCAAACCACUGUUCAAGGCCUUGCUUAGCAUGCACAGGUCCAAGAAGGAAGGAAGGCAUGCUAUACAAAUAGUUGGAGGAACUAAAAGCAGAUGAUAGGAAGCUGAAUGGCCAACAUAACAUUAUCUUUAAGCCUCCUAUUUGCCUGUUUCGGUCUGAAAUUCAAAUUUGUAUUUACACUUUGCUUUCAAGUUUAUAGCUUUACAAUGUGCAGUUGAUAGCUCCUCGCCAUGCCUGUCUUACCAGAUAUUACCACUACCUCCAUAGCUUCCUUUCUUUUGGAAUUUUAAGGAGCAUUUUCCUCAA
Juglans regia (Persian walnut) is the source of this 1574-nucleotide messenger RNA. RefSeq names its product protein ABIL2-like. The record is from RefSeq and is a predicted model, not a curated record. The coding region runs from base 411 to 1364 and encodes 317 amino acids. Lineage: Eukaryota; Viridiplantae; Streptophyta; Magnoliopsida; Fagales; Juglandaceae. The transcript has 11 exons.